Messenger RNA from Monopterus albus (swamp eel), 7997 nucleotides. RefSeq names its product rp1 like 1a (gene rp1l1a). NCBI's taxonomy places the organism in Eukaryota, Metazoa, Chordata, Actinopteri, Synbranchiformes, Synbranchidae. Bases 237 to 7997 code for a protein of 2586 amino acids. Gene Ontology annotation, cellular component: axoneme. The record is from RefSeq and is a predicted model, not a curated record. The transcript has 7 exons. Gene Ontology annotation, biological process: intracellular signal transduction; axoneme assembly; retina development in camera-type eye.
GCGAUCUCCGGAGGAAACUGAAGGCACCAGUGGACAGUUCUAUUUAACUCUGACCGAUGCCCACACCUCGGUCCGCGCUCACUACUGGUCCAGAACAAACCCUGGUUUAAUAUCCUAUCAUCAAAAUACAAUUUUCUUCUGGAUCUAUAACCGACUACUGAUAUUUCGUCACUGUUACGGGCAUGCGUCUAUACUGGUGUGUGUGAAAGUGCAGUACACAUUCAGUCCAGGCUGGGAUGUGGGACCCCCAGCCCCAUUCUAAACAUGCCUCACCCCUCCUGGUGCCACCCCCCUCCAACUUCCACCUCGUCCAUGUGACCAGAGCCACCCCGGCCAAGUGGAUCACCUUUUACAAAAGCGGUGACAGCCAGUUCGGGGGCGUCAGGAUGGCCAUCAACAAGCGCAGAUUCAAAUGUUUUGAUGCCCUGUUGGAUGACCUUUCCCAAAAGGUGCCCUUGCCCUUUGGUGUGCGAACUGUGACCACACCCCAUGGCACCCACACCAUCAAACAGCUAGAACAGCUCCAGGACGGUGGCUGCUACCUCUGCUCUGACCGCCGCCAGGCUAAGCCAAUCAAUAUGGAGCUGGCCAGCCAACGCCCAAGCAUUUGGCACCGUCACAGCCGGAGGCCUCAACAGCCUGAAACCCCACCUGCAACACCACCUGGCUAUUUAACUUAUAGGCCGCGACGGAUUCUGCUGGUGAAGAACAGCAAUCCAGGGAUGAGGAGGAGCAUUGUGCUGAACAGGAUGACAACCAGGAGCCUAAAGGCCUUUCUGGAAAAGGUGUCCAAGGUGAUGCAGUUUCAUGUCUGCAAGAUCUACACAGCAGAGGGGCACAGGAUUGAUAGCAUGCAGCGCCUGAUGACUUGUCCUGGUGUGUUGGUGUGUGUUGGCCGGGAAGCCUUCCACCCAAUGCUGAUCAACUUUAUCAGGAAGAACUCAGAGGAAAAACUGCCUGGUCUUGGCCCCAGGACUCCUGGAAAUGGGGCCCAAUCUCCUGUUACUCAAGGAACAAGAUCCCAUCCUCAUGGAGCUCAGUCCAGAGGCAGCGAGAACAGUAACGAACAUGAAAACAAGAAAAACAUAAACUUUGGUCUGGAAACCAAAAAGAGCAUCAUCCACCCUCGCUCUGAUUCCUCAAACCGCUCUGCUCGUUUCUCUUUGUCUUCAGAGAAGUCAUACAGCAAUGGUGUUAACGUUUACUCCCAGGCCAGACCUGCAAUUACGAAUGAUGACAUUCAAAAACGUGUGCUUGUCAAUAAAGACGGCAGCCUAUCGGUAGAGAUGAGGGUGCAUUUUCGCCUCCACAAUGAAGAGACCCUAAAAUGGUCUACACAGAUUAAAAAAUCCCCAUCUCUGACCAAUGACUCCUGCCCCGUGAGCCAGGACCAGCCCCACUACCUGCAGCAAGGUCAGUCAGAGAGCUGUUCUGACCCUGAUUCCAUGUCCUUCGAACCAGAUGAUGUGGAUUAUUCCAACCAACCUCUGCAGCAUGCAGAGGAGGUGAAUCACUGCCCCUGCCGCUACCAGAGACAGGAACAACAGUAUGAUUUGUGGGAAAAUCCUGCACACAGCCACAAACAUCCUCCUGUCCCACCCCUGCAUCCACAUACAUCCAGCCACACUCACACUAUGAUAAGACAUACGAACUCCUCUAGCUCUUCUUCAUCAUGUAAUUCCAGGAGAGUCGUGCACUGCCGAGCACGGAUCUCCACCUGCAGAGGAGGCUCAGGAACAGAGCAGAGCCAACUGGUCCAGGAAGAAAUGUGUGUGACGGAGCAGGUUGAGCGUAGAGUAGAGGUGGAGCAGGAUGGAGACACCCAAGUAGAGGUGUGCAGGGUGAGCCGGUGCUGCAGUCACAGUGAAGUGGUUGCCAAAGACAGCAACCUACGACCACUCAGCAGAUCGUCGGUUGAGAAUGAGCUAAUGAUGGACGAAGAGGAGGAGCAUCCGCUGUUCGUAUUCAGCAGCUCCUCACAUACCCUACAGUCACUGAAAAAGGACCAGAAUGAUGAGGAUGAUGAUGACAUGCCAUCCAGCGCCUCACAGUGCUGUCAUAGCAAUGAACCAUCACCAUUCCUAACCUCCAAGACUCACCUGAAUGGCAAGCCAACAAGCAACGUCUCAGCAGGUUCAGUCCAUUCUACUGAACACACGAAGCACGAUGACAGGGAAGAGAGAGGAAGCAGGUCGGUAUCUGCAGCUUCUUCAUGUCACUGUGGAGCAGUCAUCCCACACUCAGCAGCUGGUGCUGACAACAUGGAUCGAGCUCCCAGGUCCAAGUCCAAAAUGAGCACAUCCUCUUGCAGCUCCAGCAAAAUCCCAAACUUAGAGGACGAGGGGCCAGCAGAUGUUGAGGAUGAGGAGGUAAAGAGGUCUGUUAGUGAUCUGUCUGGUCCCACAGAUCUUUCAGCAGGCUCUCAAAUGUCUGGAGCAUCAGGUGUGUGCCCCAAGUGUGAGGGCUGGAAACGUGAGGCCAACUCUUAUUCCAAUAGUAAAACAUCACAGAGAUCCCAUCGUUCCCACCAGGCUUUUCCAAACUCUGCCUCACCUCUCUGCAACCAAGAGGAUGCCAAUAAUGGCUCAGAUGAUGCAGCUGAGUCAAUACAUUCUAACAAGACCAAUCUCACCAACUAUGGGCAAUUCUCUGCAAUAUCAAAUGUCCCUGUGGGCAGAGGAUCUAGUGCCAUGUCCAAGAUGUUCAAUCCUGAGCCAGCAGGAAAUGAGGAAGAAAGGGCUCCUAGCGCCACCUCAGCUACAAGCCACAUCUCCAAAAGAUCACAAAAGUCUGGCUGUAAUUGUGCCACUGGAGUCACAACCAAUAAAGAGGAGGAAAGAGGCCCCAGCACCAUGUCUGCUCAGUCCAACCUGUCUGCCAAGUCCAGCAAGUCUUUCAAGUCCAACUCCAGGGGACCAGCUGAAGCUACUGAUAUCAGAAUAAGGAAGGAAGCAGAGGGAGAGAACGCUAACUCCUUGUCAGCCAAAUGUGGUGUUUCAGCAAAGACCACUGGUUCAGUCAAGUCUCACUGUUUGUUAAGUGGUGAGGUUGCCUUCCCAACUGACAGUACAGUGACAGAAGAGGGUGAUACAAACAUAAGAGCUCCCAGUAGCCUUUCUGUUAAAUCUACUGGUUCUACCCAAUCAGGCAAGGCAGCAACACCUGAUAGUGCCCUUUCAGCUGAAUCACAGGUUACAACAAAGUCCAGCACUUCUCAUAGAGUCACUUGCAGCCACUGCGCAAAAGCAAUAUCUCCAGGUGCUAAGCUAGCUGCCACCAAAGCAACAGGACAGGAAGAAGGAACAGAGGCAGAGGAGAGAGCAGUGAGUCCAGCCAAGUCCAAUCUGUCUGUCAAGUCAAACAAAUCCCAUCAGUCCAGUAGAGCUUCAAUUUCUGUGAUGUCAGAAGUUAAAGGAGAUGGUAAACAAAGGGUAGCAAGUCAACUGUCUGCCGGAUCAGUUAAUGUGUCUGUUAAGUCUUCAAAAUCAUGCAGAACCAACUGUAAUGACAAUGAAACUGCAGGAACUCCAAGCUUAAAGGUGGGAGAGAAUGCUGAGGAAAAAGACAACAAGAUGGUAGAGGUGGAAACACAACAGCAGCCAGAAAGUGUAACAUUUGCUAAAUCAGAAAGAGAGGAAAGGGCGGCCAGCUCCGGGCCCUCUAGACCUUAUAAAUCUAACAGUAAUGGCAAAUUAGAAGCAGAUUCUGAAAAAGAAGACAAUACAGGAGGAGAUUUAAAAGUUAAAGACCAGGCUGCCAGUCCUUUAUCUGGUACAUCGGCCUCCUCCACAAAGUCUUGCCAUAUAAAAACAGACAGAUUCCCCAGUGCUAUGUCAGGGAAAUUACACACUUCUUCCAAGGCCUCCAGGUCCACAGCAUCUCCGAGUCCAAGUGAAACUAAUGUUCCUUCUAUUGAAACAAAUGUAGAGGAGAAGCCAGAUGAAAUGUAUGAGCAGGUCGCCAAUGCCAUGUCUGUAAAGUCAAACUCCUCAGUGAGGUCCUGUACAUCUCAGAAGUCAAAUUCUGUCAAGACUCUCAAACCAAGUUCACCAAGUUCAAAUGUUGUUACCAUUAAAAAGGCAGAAGGGGUUGAUGGGGCAGGAAUUGAGAGAACAAAGAGAGCACCAAGCGCUGCAUCAGUUAAAUCUAAUGUUUCCAGUCAUAACAGAACAGCUAGUGUUGCUGCAGACACAGAUGAAAAGGUUGUGGAAGUCAGUGCACCAAGGAUCUGUUCCCCACAGACCCACUCACCUAAACCUCCAGCUUCAUCCUCUAGAAGUCCCCGAUCCCCUGUGCAGCAGUUGUCUGGCCCAGGCGGAGAAGCAGGAGGGCCCAGUGCCUUGUUAGUUCACACCGCAACCUCUGCUAAAUCUGGCAGGCCCAAAUGUCGCUGUAGAGCAGCUUCAGCAAUUGAAAAGGCAAAGAAAGAAAUAGAUGGAGUGGAAAGGGAGAUUGAGAAAAGGAAGGAGAAAAGUGAGGAGGCUUCUGAGCAAACCGUCCACACCAUGUCAUUCUCAUCCAUAAGACAGAGGAGAGAAUCAGGAGGCACAGAGCAACCACUGAGUCAAAACUCUUCAGGUUCAGUCUCUCUUGGCCUACCUGAAAAUCAAGACACAGCUGAUUCAGACAAGUCCAGUGUUUCUUUUCACGCAAACACUGAGAGUAAGGGCAGAGUGAAGACAUCAACACCUAAUGUCCCCAAAAGCACGAUGGAGAGAGAUGUGGAGGGAACAGGGACUCCUGUGUCUCAAAGGUCCAGCACUAAUGGCAGUAAAAGCACUUUGUCUCACAAUCCUGAAGCAGUUGACAUCCCCACUAUUGAAACUCCAGGAGGGUGUAAAGAUGAAGAUGAAGAAGGUGGAGGGCAAAAAACUGAAAGAACAGCCGGUGUGUUUUCAGGCAACAGCAGCAGGUCUCACAGGUCAUCUUGUAACUGUAGUGUCAAAGCAGCAGCUCAAAUACUUAACAGCACACCUAAAGAGGAACAUGGUAGUGCCAGCCCAGCCAAAGCAGGAAAUGACCUUGAAACAGAAAGUGUGAAGUCGGCUUCAGCAACAAAAGCUAGCAAUUUGGAUACCUGCGACAACAGGACCUCAUCUGCAAUGUCAUCAGCUAGUGCUAAGGUUCAGAGCAAAUCACCUGCAAGUGCCAAUGUAGCAAAAACAACUGCUGAAGAUUCAGCAAAUAAUGACCAUGACACAAGCAGAUCAGCUAAUAAGGCCAAAGGGAAGGGAAAUAUCAGAGACAAGACAGCCAACAUUCACUCCAAUAGUCCCUGUUGUCUCAGGCCUGAGUCUACAGCUUCAGUUCAAUCAGGGACUAAAAAGAAAGCCUCAAAGCAAAGUAAAAGGGAGACUUUAGUCAAAUCCAAUGGAGGAAGCAACAAUGGCAGUGUCAAAGAGUCAGAUUCUCAAAAGAAAGAAACACCUAUCAAACCCUUGAGCCCCUGUCCCUUAUACACCUCCAGACCGUGCAGCAGAUUGGAGACACAUAGUGAAAGCACAGUGUCUCGCUCUCUGUCUGCUGCUGACCUGCUGAAAGAAAGUAUGGCUGCUGCACAUUCACACAGCAAAACCAGUGACAAUGUCAGGAGUGAGAAAAGCACAAAGUCCCAGAGAAGCAGAACCCAGAAGGAUCAGCAGGAGGAACUGACACCUGCCUGUCUGCCCAGCACUUCCCCCACUGAGGUUGUCAGUGACUGGCUGCGGACCAUUCCCAAUAACAGCAGCAUGCUGACAACUGGCGAAGAGCUGACUGACCUGGAGCAGGAGAUGGAAGAGAAACCUGGUAAAGAGGUGGCAAAGGAGGAGGAGAGUGCUGAGGGUGAGGAGAAGAAAACUGAGGCUGAAGAGGAAGAAUGGAAAGAUGGAGCAGUUAAAUGUAAUGUAGGAGAGGAGGAGGAGAAGAGUUCAGAUCCAGUUCCAGGUGAUGCAGUUGUGGAGGAGAUGCAGACCUCUUCUCAUCCUAACACUCUGCUGUUACCCAGGAACUGGCACUCUUCUGCAGCUGUGAUGAAAGUCCUUCUGAGCUCUUCUCUGGGUCGAUGUCGCAGCAUGCCUGAGGUGUCUCCAGUUUAUGGUCGUAGACUGAGCACAUCAGCCAGGGGGCUCUUGGACUGUUUGGCACAGCUCCAGCUCAUUGAGCCUGCAGUGAGCCUUGGCUGUGACCAACAGAAGGAGCACAACCAGCAGUAUGAGGGCAUUAUGGACAUCCUUCAAUCCCUCUGGCUCACUGAACCCAGAGACACUGAGACCAAGGAGGCCAAGGACCUUGGCACAGAGCAGGUGAGUCCACCAAGGUCCUCAUCUGGGGUGGAUAUGAGUAGUGGUUCUGGUGGAUCAGGAAAGGAGAAUAGAAAUCAAGGAGGAAAUGAAACACUGCCAAAAGAAACUGAAUCUUUACUUGAGGGUGGAGGAGCAGCAAAGGUUGUAGAAGAGGAGAAUGAAGUAAAUACACAGGCAGAGGUUGGGGAAAUGGAGGUGGAACCAGAGGUGAUAUCCACAGACAGAGUAGAGGAACCGGUACAGGGAGAAGAACAAAGUACAGUCCCUCCAAAAGCCACUGAGAACCCCUUAUCAUCAGACAAGAGUUCUGCCAACAAUAGCUCUAAAUCCCCCACUGAUAAUGAACAAGAAGCAGUGGAGGACUCCAGUUCAGGCACGCCUCCGACUGUCCUGCAGGCACCCUUGUCCAGAAGACCAUCCCAAGACCCAGAUCCACUGUGGGUACUCCACCUUCUGAAGAAGCUGGAGAAGCAGUUCAUUAAACACUACACUGAUGCCAUGGCUGAGUUUAAAGUUCGCUGGGACCUGGAUGACAGCCUCAUGCUGGACAAAAUGAUAUUGGAACUGAAGGAUGAAGUGUGUAGACGCAUCCAGAGCAGCAUCUCACGUGAGAUGAAGAAGAUUCAGAGUCGUGCAGGCAGAGGAUGGAGAUCACCCCGGCCUCCACAAGGAGGGAACCUUUCCAGGGAGUCCACCAUGACAGAGAAAAGGCGUCAAAUGUUGAAGGUCAUGAAGAACCAAUCAGUGAAAACCACUGACUCCCUCAGCAAUGAAGAGAUGACGGCUGAGUUCAGCGACCAACAAAGCGACGAUAAAUACUGCCCCUGCGAUGCUUGUUUCCACAAGAAAAUGGCUGCCUGGCCUCUUAAGACUAACAUGGUAGCUGCUGACACACCAGUGAUGAUGGAGUUUGAUCUCCUUAAGAUACUUCAGAUGAAGAAAAUCCCAUCGGCUGCACCAGCAGUGGUACCCCAAUCUGUGGACAUAGAAGGUGACAGCAUGGUCGCAGACGAGGAGGGGAGGAAUUCAGAGGUACUACUGGAGGAAAAGGAAGAAGAUGAUACUAAAGAGGAUAUCAAAGCUGAUGUUGUUUUGGAAGAGACAAUCCUAGAAGAAGACAAGGAGACAAGACAAGAAGAAGAUGGAGGUGAGGCUGGAGCAGAGGAGGCAGUAGCAGCUGAAAUUGAGGGUGAUGAGGAGCUGGAAGUGAGAGAAACAGGUGGAGAGAAAGCUGGGGAAGAGGAGGGAUCAGAAAAUGGACAGGAGGAGGAAGAAGAGGUGGAGGCACAAUGUCAGUGCCAUGCUGCCAGAAAUGAGGAUGAGAGCAAUAAAGAGGGAUCAGAAAAUGGACAGGAGGAGGAGGAAGAGGUGGAGGCACAAUGUAAGUGCCAUGCUGCCAGAAAUGAGGAUAAGAGCAAUAAAAAGGUCAGGGCAGGAGUGGAAGAGUGUCACAUGUCUGAUAUUAAGUGUGAGGAAGAAGAAACAACAGGCACAGAAAGUGGAGAACAAGAGGCAUCUGUGGAGACAGAGGAUGACAGUACUGCAAAAAAUGAAGAAUUAGCAUUGCAGGAGGAAUUUGUGGAGGGAAACGCUUCAGUAGAGGCCAAGGAUAAGAAUGACUGUGAUGAUGGCACCAGAGAGGGGGAGUCACAUGAAGACGAAAAGGGAGAGAGUGAGGAAGCAGGAAGGGGUAAUGUCACCACCACAGGUUAA